Salarias fasciatus (jewelled blenny) is the source of this 2137-nucleotide messenger RNA. It is a transcript of the gene idh1, whose product is annotated as isocitrate dehydrogenase (NADP(+)) 1. Gene Ontology annotation, biological process: NADP+ metabolic process; isocitrate metabolic process. The coding region runs from base 1 to 1245 and encodes 414 amino acids. The record is from RefSeq and is a predicted model, not a curated record. NCBI's taxonomy places the organism in Eukaryota, Metazoa, Chordata, Actinopteri, Blenniiformes, Blenniidae. Gene Ontology annotation, molecular function: isocitrate dehydrogenase (NADP+) activity; magnesium ion binding; NAD binding. The transcript is spliced from 8 exons. Gene Ontology annotation, cellular component: mitochondrion; cytosol; peroxisome.
AUGUCUCCCAAAAUCAAGGCCGGCUCGGUGGUGGAGAUGCAGGGAGACGAGAUGACGCGAGUCAUCUGGGAGCUCAUCAAGGAGAAGCUCAUCUUCCCGUACCUGGAGCUCGACCUGCACAGCUACGACCUCGGGAUGGAGAACCGCGACGCCACCGACGACCGGGUGACGGUGGAGGCGGCGGAGGCGGUGCAGCGCUACAACGUGGGCGUCAAGUGCGCCACCAUCACGCCGGACGAGAAGCGCGUGGAGGAGUUCAAGCUCAAGCAGAUGUGGCGCUCGCCCAACGGGACCAUCCGGAACAUCCUGGGCGGCACGGUGUUCCGCGAGGCCAUCAUCUGCAAGAACAUCCCCCGCCUGGUGCCCGGCUGGGUCAAGCCCAUCAUCAUCGGCAGACACGCCCACGGGGACCAGUACAAAGCCACAGACUUCGUGGUUCCCGGACCUGGGAAGGUGGAGAUGACCUACACGCCCACGACCGGAGAGCCCGUCAAGUUCCUGGUCCACGACUUCCAGGGCUCGGGCGGCGUGGCUCUGGGAAUGUACAACACGGAUAAAUCCAUCCAGGACUUCGCCCACAGCUCCUUCCAGAUGGCGCUGAGCAAAGCCUGGCCGCUGUACCUCAGCACCAAGAACACCAUCCUGAAGAAGUACGACGGCCGCUUCAAGGACAUCUUCCAGGACAUCUACGAGCGGGAGUAUCGCUCUCAGUUCGAGGCCAAAGGCAUCUGGUACGAGCACCGGCUGAUCGACGACAUGGUGGCCCAGGCCAUGAAGUCCGAGGGAGGCUUCGUCUGGGCCUGCAAGAACUACGACGGAGACGUGCAGUCCGACUCGGUGGCUCAGGGGUACGGGUCUCUGGGGAUGAUGGCCAGCGUGCUGGUCUGUCCUGACGGACGCACAGUGGAGUCGGAGGCGGCGCACGGCACGGUGACGCGCCACUACAGGCAGCACCAGCAGGGGAAGGAGACCUCCACCAACCCCAUCGCCUCCAUCUUCGCCUGGACGCGGGGGCUCCUCCACCGGGCCAAGCUGGACGGCAACGCCGAGCUGCGGGCCUUCGCCGAGGCGCUGGAGGCCGUCUGCAUCGAGACCAUCGAGGCCGGCUUCAUGACCAAGGACCUGGCCAUCUGCAUCAAGGGCAUGAGCAGCGUGACUCGAGCUGAUUACCUGAACACCUUCGAGUUUCUGGACAAGCUGGCAGAGAAUCUGAAGGCCAAGCUGGCGAGCCAACCCAAACUGUGACGGCCUGACUGACGCAGCAGCUGCACACACACACACACAGACACACACAGAGACACACACACACACACACACACACACACACACACACACACACACACACACGCGCGCGCGCGCGCGCGCGCACACACAACAAUGAACGCACACACUCGCUCCAUAAACUCAUGCUCACACAGACAUCUGCACAAUGUGGAGGAAGUGGACCCCGCAGGACUCGUUGGGACUCGGCAGGACUCGUUGGGACCCUGCAGGACUCGUUGGGACCCUGCAGGACUCGUUGGGACUCGGCAGGACUCGUUGGGACCCUGCAGGACUCGUUGGGACCCCGCAGGACUCGUUGGGACUCGGCAGGACUCGUUGGGACCCUGCAGGACUCGUUGGGACCCGGUCGGACUCGGUACACUCGUUGGACUCGCCGUCGCCCCCUGGCUGCGAUGAACGCCUCGUCCAGAGGACUGAGGGUGUGUUCUGCCACCGGAGGAGCCUGGAAACCUUCACUGCCUUAAUCUGUGUCGAUCCCUCAGUUCAGCUCAUGAAGCCCGCCGGGCGUCGGAACACUAGGAAGCUUCACACCUCGACUCUGAAACCUCAGAACGGAGAGAACACGGCGCUUUCUCUCUCACUGGAAACAGACAAUGUUUAACGCAUCAACUGACGGGAUUAAAUAAUACUUGUCUUUUAGUUUAGCACUGUGAUGUGCUCGUCCGCUGUAUUUAUUUGUAGUCUCUUUAUGUGUGUGUGUGUGUGUGUGUGUGUGUGUUUACAUUAACAUCAUGUACGUUCGAUCACGUCCUGCCAAAAGUGAAGCCAUCUGACUGUUGGUUUAUAAUCUGGAUUGUGUUUGUUCAUUCCUGAAUUUGAUCACUUGGAAUAAAAAACCUUUUGAUUGACUGAG